This is a messenger RNA of Capsaspora owczarzaki ATCC 30864, 3249 nucleotides long. RefSeq lists its product as hypothetical. Gene Ontology annotation, cellular component: nuclear envelope; cytosol. The coding region runs from base 1 to 3249 and encodes 1082 amino acids. The transcript has 20 exons. Lineage: Eukaryota; Filasterea; Ministeriida; Capsasporidae. Gene Ontology annotation, biological process: protein export from nucleus; protein import into nucleus. Gene Ontology annotation, molecular function: small GTPase binding; nuclear export signal receptor activity. The record is from RefSeq and is a predicted model, not a curated record.
AUGUCGCUCGCUGAUAUUGUGGCGCAGGCGCUUCAGAUGAUUCUGCAGCGGGAAACCGUCGCUGAAGGCACUCAAGUGCUUCAGCAGAACGAGUCGCAGCCCGGAUUCUGCCCGACGCUGUUGCAGAUUGCAGCGACGCAGUAUGACGCAGCGCCUGGCAUUGCACAGGCAGCAGCCAUCCAGCUCAAGAACUGCAUCCGCAAGAACUGGGACGUGCAGGUCGAAACGGUCUCACUCAUCGCCGACGCCGACCGCGAGGUCAUCAAGACGUCGCUGCUCAACGCCGCCAUGGCCACUCCGUCGCGCGUUCAGGCGCAACUCGUCGAGGCCAUCGGCCUGGUCGCGUGGGUCGACUUUCCAGACAACUGGCCGCAGCUGCUGCCCGCCGUUGUGGAGCUGCUCAACCAGUCGGAGGACAUUGUCGUGCUCUCCAUGCUCAUCACGCUCGUCGACCGCUUGUGCGAGCACUACAAGUCGGAACUGGCAUGCCCAGAGCUCUCCCAAGAGUUCAAGUACGUGGUCGAUCACAUGGCCCAGCCGCUGCUCACACUGGCAACACGCAUCCACGUUGCCGCGACCAACUCGAUCGCUGCCGGCGCCUCCCGCGCAGCUCUCCUGCCAAUCAUUACGCUGCUGCGCGACAUUUCGCGUGUCUGGUAUGUGCUCAACUACCUCGAUCUGCCCGAGUACUUUGAAGAUCACAUGUCGGAAUGGAUGACUCUCUUCCGCGAUCAGCUUGCCUUCAACACUCAAGUGUACGGUUCCGACGAUGAGGAUGAAGCCAGCCCCUUGGAAGAACUGAAGGCUCAGAUUUUCACGAACGUCACACACUAUGUCAAGAACGGCGAAGAAUCCUUCACUCCCUUGGCGCCCACCUUUAUCACAGCAACUUGGGAAGUGCUCUCGACCCUGACCCCCGAGCUCAAGAACGACGAGCUUGUGAGCCAAGGCAUUGCCUUCUUCAAGAAUGUCGUCGGCGUGCCAAGCCUGACAGCCGAGUUCCAGCCAAUUCUCGCUCAAGUUUGCGAGCACAUCAUUAUCCCAUCGAUGCGUCUGCGUGAGCUUGAUAUUGAAAAGUUCCAGCAUGAGCCUUUGGAAUUCAUCCUUCACGAUUUCGAAGGAUCGGAUGCUGCUAGCCCACGCCGCUCGGCCAGUGAGCUGCUUCGCGUCGUCGUCACCGCGUAUGGCGAGACUGUGCACACGUACAUGAUGCAGUUCAUUUCGCAAAUGAUCAACAGCUAUGCCUCGAAUCCCGCGCAAAACUGGCUCAACAAGGACGCUGCUGUCUACGCUUACCUGUCCAUUUCGGUCCAAGGCUCUACCGUCGAUCAUGGUGCGACCAUUGUGAGCCCUCUGAGCGAUGUGCCCUCAUUCUUUGCACAGCAUGUCCUGCCCGACUUGACCACUGCUGGAGUGCAUCCUGUGCUUGUUGCGAACGCACUCAAGUUUGUUGUUAGCUUCCGCAAGCAGCUGGACAGCAUGGUUCGUGAAAUUGUUCCCACCAUUCUCGUCCUCAUCAAGAACGAAAGCGUUGUUGUUUACAGCUACGCCGCAGUGUGCUUUGAGCGCAUUCUCUUCUCUGGCGUUCUGCACCGCGAGGCUCUGCAACCCCAUCUUCAAUCUGCACUCCAGAACAUCUUUGAGAUGCUGGCGACAGAGUCGGGUAGCACGAGCGAGUUUUUGAUGCGAGCACUGAUGCGCGUCAUUCACAUUGCCAAGGACGAUCUUUUGAGCAGCAUGGUCAUCAUUGUCUCGCGCCUGGGCGAGAUGAUUGUGGCCAUUUCAAAGUCCGUCAACCGUCCGCUCUUUGCCCACUACCUCUUUGAGUCACUCGCGGCCGCCAUCCGCAACACUUGCGGUCCCGACCCAAACAACGUUCGCGCAUUUGCUGAUGUCGUCUUCCCUCCCUUCCGUGAAGUGUUGGGCAACUUUGUCGAAGACAUCAUCCCCUACGUGUUCCAGAUUCUGGCUCUUUUGCUGGACCUGCAUCCUCAGCCGAUCAGCGAUGCGUUCAUCGAGCUUCUUCCUGGCAUUGUUGCGCCGCCGCUGUGGGAGAACCAAGGCACGUUGCAUUGCAACAUUCCAGCUGUCAACCGCUGCCUGGUUGGCUUCAUUUCCAAGUGCCCCGACCGUGUUUCUGAGCAGAUUAUGCCAGUGCUCGGCGUCUUCCAGCGUUUGAUUGCUUCGAAAUCGUUCGAUACCGAGGGUUUCCGUUUGCUCUCUGCUGUGAUUGAGUUCCUCCCCACGUCUGUCUGGUUGCCCUCGCUGACUCAAAUCUACUCGCUGCUCUUUGAGCGCCUCAUGCGCAGCAAGACGGCUUCGUUUGUGCGAGAAUUUUUGGUGUUCAACUCGCUGCUCAUUGGGCUUCACGGCACCGAGACCUUUGUUUCGACCGUCUCUGCCAUCCAAGACAACUUGGUCGGCAUGGUUGUCACCAGCCUCUACAUUCCCGAGAGCAACAACGUCCAGGGACAGAUUGAACGCAAGACUGUCGCAUUUGGCCUGGCCAAGCUGUUGAGCGAGUUUGCACCUCUUGUGUCUGAACCCGAGUCCUGGGUUGCUGCCAUGAAGACGCUCCUGGAGCUGUAUGGCGCAGAUGCCGGCGUCAAUCGCAAUGAAAAGGCCCCUGAAGAAAUGGAGCUUGUCACAGAGUACCACGCUCAGUACUCCAAGCUGUCGUUCGCCUCGCUCGCCCAACGCGAUCCCUUGGCCCAACACGACGCAGGAGCCGUGAUCCGCUCCUUCCUUCAGUCUCGCGUCGACUUGCACCCCCACCGUGACUACGAAGAGAACCAUUACUCGCAGCGCUACGAAACAACCUACGUCGAGGUUUCGUUCAUCAAGCAAGCGUUCAGCAACCUGGUGAGCUUCCUCGAGCAUUACGGGUACUUUGUCGUGCUCGCUGGCUUCUUGGCGUACUUUGCCUUCCGCGCCGCCCAGCGCUUCAUGGCCGAACGCCAAGUCACGCAUGUCCAGCAAGUCAUUGAUGUUGACAAGUUUCACGAAGCGCGGAAGCGACAACAAGAACAACAUCAAGCAAUCACAGCUGCAAAACAGCUCGAACUGGCAAAGCGUCAAGAGGAAGUGAGGGCCAAGAAACUCGCUACAACAGCGUCAAGAGGAAGUGAGGGCCAAGAAACUCGCAGAAGAGGAAGCCAAACAACAAGUCGGCGAAGUCGACGGCUGCUGCUCGGCUUCCACAAGGCGGUGCCGCUCGAGGCUCAAGUCAGCUGCAGAAGAAGUGAAUGA